AUGGCGGCCGUUGAUCUCGACCAGCCGUUCGAUUACAUUAUCGUCGGUGGAGGUACCGCCGGCCUGGUUGUCGCCAACCGUUUAAGUGAGGAUAGCGAUGUCCGCGUUCUCGUGGUUGAGGCCGGUGCCGACCGCACCGCCGACCCCUUAGUCCUUACUCCGGGUCUGGUGGCCGCGUUGUACGGUAAGGAGGAGUACGACUGGAAUUUCUCCUCUGUGCCUCAGUCAACCUUGAACAACCGGACUAUCAACCAAUCCCGGGGCAAGAUGCUCGGGGGUAGUUCCGCUCUCAACUUCUUAAUGUUGUUGUACCCAUCCAAGGGCAACAUCGACGCCUGGGCGGAUCUCGGCAACCCGAGCUGGAACUACGACGCAUUGGCGCCCUACUUUCGCAAGUUUGCAACCGUCCACGGGUCCCCGCAGUCCGCCAAAGACCUCCUCGGGUUGACCUACGUCAAUGACAACCUAGCCAAGGGCGAUGGCCCCAUCCAGGUCUCCCACAGCGAGGGCUACGGUAUCACCAACAAGGCUUGGAUGAAGACUUUUGCCGACCUCGGUCUUGAAGUCUCCACCGACCCCCGCGAGGGACAAGCCCUGGGCGCCUUCCAGAACCACGCCAGUAUCGACCCGGCUACCAAAACCCGCAGCUUCGCCGGUUCUGGGUACUACACCCCCGAGGUGGCCAAGCGGCCAAACCUGGUUGUCCUUACCGAGACUCUGGUAAGCAAGAUCACUUUCGACACCUCGAGCGGCGACGAACCAGUCGCGACGGGUGUCGAGAUCAUCGGCAAAGAUGAGCAGAAGAAGCAGAUCUCGGCCCGCACCGAGGUCAUCCUAGCAGCCGGUGCCCUCCAGACUCCCCAGAUCCUCGAGCUGUCAGGUAUUGGUGGGCGUGACCUGCUCACCCAACACGGUAUUCCCGUCGUGGUCGAGAACCCCAACGUCGGUGAGAACCUCCAGGACCACCCGAUCGUCUGCCAGAGCUUCGAGGUGGCCGAGACCACCCCCUCCGCCGAUGUCCUGCGCGACCCCAACGUCCUCCAGGCCCUCAUGGGCAUGUACCAGUCCGGAGGCGCCGGCCCCCUCGGCCAGAGCAUCAUCAGUGUCGCCUACGCGCCCCUAGUCGACGGCUCCGGCGUGGUUUCCGCCGAAGCCAAGACUGAGCUCCUUUCCAAGCACGAAUCCACCCUCUCCACCCCCGAAGGCAAGGUCAUCCGCAAGCUCGUCGAGUCCCCGACCGAAGCCACCUUCCAAUACCUCCUCUUCCCUAGUCAGGUCUCCAUCCCCGACCACCCAACCAGCAUGGCGCACUACAUCACCCCCGUGCACCCGCAAAACUUCAUCACCAUCAUGACCAUCGUCAACCAGCCGCUCUCCCGCGGUAGCGUGCAUCUCACCUCGGGCACCGACGUCCGCGCCGCGCCCCGCUGGGACCCCAACUACAACAGCAACGCCCUCGACUUCGAGCUGCUCGCGCGCGCCGUGCAGUUUGUCGAGCGCAUCGUCGACCCUUCCACCGCCUUCGGCCAGAUCCUCAAGCCGGAUGGUCUACGCCUGCCCCCGGUACGCGCCACGGACAAGGACGACAAGGAUGGGCUGGAGGCGGCGCGCGAGAUUGUGCGCCAGCGCCAGAUCUCGGUGUUCCACGUUGCGGGCAGCUGUGCGCUGCGGCCGCGGGACCAGGGCGGGGUGGUGGAUGAGCGGCUGAAGGUGUAUGGGACCAAGGGGCUGAGGGUGGUGGAUGCUAGUGUGUUCCCACUUGAGCCGGUUGGGAAUAUUCAGAGUGUGGUGUAUGCGGUUGCGGAGCGGGCGGCGGAUUUGAUCAAGGAGGAUCGCAAGGCCAAGGCAUAA
Dichotomopilus funicola is the source of this 1851-nucleotide messenger RNA. RefSeq lists its product as uncharacterized. Bases 1 to 1851 code for a protein of 616 amino acids. The record is from RefSeq and is a predicted model, not a curated record. The transcript has 2 exons. NCBI's taxonomy places the organism in Eukaryota, Fungi, Ascomycota, Sordariomycetes, Sordariales, Chaetomiaceae. Gene Ontology annotation, molecular function: oxidoreductase activity, acting on CH-OH group of donors; flavin adenine dinucleotide binding.